AUGAAGUCCAUCCUUGUCCCAGCUCUCUCCCUUGCCUCCUUGGCUUGGGCUGCGAAGCCGAAACCCCUCGUUACUCCGGAUGCUCUGCAAGACCUCAUCAAGCUCGAUGACCUCCUCGAAGGUUCGCAGCAACUCCAGGACUUCGCCUACGCCUACCCCGACCGCAACCGUGUCUUCGGAGGCAAAGCCCACAACGACACCGUCAACUGGCUGUAUCGCGAGCUCAAGCGGACCGGCUACUAUGAUGUCUACAGGCAGCCGCAGGUGCAUCUGUACACCAAUGCCGAGCAGUCGCUGACUGUCAACGGAGAGGCCAUCGAAGCCCAGACCAUGACGUACUCUCCCAGCGCCAACGCGACCGGUGCUGAGCUCGCCGUUAUUUCCGGGCUUGGCUGUGGUCCAGCCGACUUCCCUGCUGAUGUCGCCGGCAAGGUCGCCCUCAUCCAGCGUGGAAACUGCACGUUCGGCGAGAAGUCGGUGUACGCCGCUGCUGCAGGUGCCUCGGCCGCCAUUGUGUACAACAACGUCGAGGGAACAGUCUCUGGUACUCUCGGUGCUGCGCAAAGCGAACUGGGUCCGUACGCGGGUAUCGUGGGAAUCACGCUUGCAGAUGGUGAGGCUCUAAUUGCCCUUACUGAGGCGGGUCCUGUCACUGUCGACCUGUGGAUCGAGUCCGUCAUGGAAAACCGGACCACGUACAACGUCAUUGCUCAGACCAAGGGCGGCGACCCCAACAACGUCGUUUCGCUCGGUGGCCACUCUGACUCCGUUGAGGCUGGUCCUGGUAUCAACGACGACGGCUCGGGCAUCAUCUCCAACCUCAUCAUCGCCCGUGCCCUGACCCAGUUCUCCACCAAGCAUGCCGUGCGCUUCUGCUUCUGGACCGCCGAGGAGUUCGGUCUGCUGGGAAGUGAGUACUAUGUCUCUUCGCUCUCGCCUGCCGAGCUCGCCAAGAUCAGACUGUACCUGAACUUCGACAUGAUCGCGUCCCCCAACUACGGUCUCCUCUUGUACGACGGAGAUGGAUCGGCAUUCAACCUGACUGGCCCCGCUGGCUCCGAUGCCAUCGAGAAGCUCUUCUACGACUACUUCCAGUCCGUCGGCCAGGCGACCAUGGAGACCGAAUUCGACGGCCGCUCCGACUACGAGGCUUUCAUCCUCAACGGCAUCCCGGCUGGUGGAGUGUUCACCGGCGCGGAGGGCGUCAAGACUGAAGAAGAGGUUGCGCUCUGGGGUGGUGAGGCCGGUAUUGCGUACGACGAGAACUACCACCAGGUCGGCGACACCUUUGACAACCUCAACACCGAGGCGUACUUGAUGAACUCCAAGGCCACGGCGUUUGCGGUCGCCACGUACGCCAACGACCUGAGCACAAUCCCCAAGACCAAUGUGACGACUGUUGUCAAGCGGUCCGAUGUGAACGGACACAUGCACCGCCGGACUAUGCCUAAGAAGCGCCAGACUGUGCACCGCCACAGUGCGAAGGGAUGCUUCCACAGCCGGGAGGCUCUGUAG
Messenger RNA from Aspergillus mulundensis, 1515 nucleotides. Its product is annotated as M28 family metallopeptidase. The transcript has 2 exons. Gene Ontology annotation, molecular function: aminopeptidase activity; metalloexopeptidase activity. The coding region runs from base 1 to 1515 and encodes 504 amino acids. Lineage: Eukaryota; Fungi; Ascomycota; Eurotiomycetes; Eurotiales; Aspergillaceae. Gene Ontology annotation, biological process: proteolysis. The record is from RefSeq and is a predicted model, not a curated record.